This is a messenger RNA of Nothoprocta perdicaria, 2526 nucleotides long. It is a transcript of the gene PCCA, whose product is annotated as propionyl-CoA carboxylase subunit alpha. The record is from RefSeq and is a predicted model, not a curated record. NCBI's taxonomy places the organism in Eukaryota, Metazoa, Chordata, Aves, Tinamiformes, Tinamidae. The coding region runs from base 47 to 2098 and encodes 683 amino acids. The transcript has 23 exons. Gene Ontology annotation, molecular function: metal ion binding; propionyl-CoA carboxylase activity; ATP binding. Gene Ontology annotation, cellular component: mitochondrion.
CUUUAUCCCUUUUGUUACUCUACAGCGUUUUGUUUGGAGCUGCAAAAUGCUCUGUUCAAGACGGUGCCUUGUGACUUCACGUCAACUAUAUUCAGUUGUGCAUGAUCCAAAUGAAAAGACUUUUGAAAAGCUGCUUGUUGCCAACAGAGGGGAGAUUGCAUGCAGAGUCAUCAAAACAUGCAAGAAGAUGGGAAUUAAAACAGUUGCCAUACACAGUGAUGUUGAUGCCAAUGCUGUUCACGUGCAAAUGGCGGACGAAGCGGCCUGCGUCGGCCCAGCCCCCAGCGGCCAGAGCUACCUCAAUAUGGACGCCAUCAUGGGAGCCAUUAGGAGAACCGGUGCCCAGGCGGUACACCCAGGAUACGGAUUUCUGUCUGAAAACAGGGAAUUUGCUAAACGUUUGGCAUCGGAAGGUGUCACCUUCGUGGGACCUGACACACACGCGAUUCAAGCUAUGGGAGACAAGAUUGAAAGCAAAUUGUUAGCCAAGAAUGCAAAGGUCAACACAAUCCCUGGCUUUGAUGGGGUAGUCAAGGAUGCAGAUGAAGCUGUCAGAAUUGCAAGGGAAAUUGGCUACCCUGUCAUGAUCAAGGCCUCAGCAGGUGGUGGUGGGAAAGGCAUGAGAAUCGCUUGGGAUGAUGAAGAGACCAGGGAAGGUUUUAGGUUUUCAUCUCAAGAAGCUGCUUCGAGUUUUGGUGACGAUCGCUUGCUGAUAGAGAAGUUCAUUGAUAACCCUCGUCACAUAGAAAUCCAGGUUUUAGCAGAUAAGCAUGGCAACGCUUUGUGGUUAAAUGAAAGAGAAUGCUCCAUUCAACGAAGAAAUCAGAAAGUAGUGGAGGAAGCACCAAGCACUUUUCUAGACCCUGAAACUCGAAGAGCAAUGGGAGAACAAGCAGUAGCUCUCGCCAAAGCAGUAAAAUAUUCCUCUGCUGGAACAGUAGAAUUCCUUGUGGACUCCAGUAAGAACUUCUACUUCUUGGAAAUGAAUACUAGACUUCAGGUUGAGCAUCCUGUCACAGAAUGCAUUACCGGCCUGGACCUUGUCCAAGAAAUGAUCCGCGUUGCCAAGGGUUACCCGCUGCGGCACAGACAGACCGAUAUCCCCAUCAACGGCUGGGCCGUGGAGUGCCGCGUUUACGCCGAGGACCCCUACAAAUCUUUUGGCCUGCCAUCCAUUGGUAAACUCACCCAGUAUCAGGAACCAUUGCAUCUGCCAAGUGUACGUGUUGACAGUGGCAUUCAACAAGGAAGUGAUAUUAGCAUUUAUUAUGAUCCUAUGAUCUCGAAACUGAUUACCUAUGGCUCUAAUAGAGCUGAAGCAUUGAAAAGAAUGGAAGAGGCUUUGGACAAUUACGUAAUUCGAGGUGUAACGCACAAUAUUUCUUUACUGAGAGAAGUGAUCAUCCAUCCACGCUUCGUUCAAGGAGAUAUCAGCACUAAAUUUCUUCCUGAAGUCUAUCCUGAUGGUUUUAAAGGACACAAGUUGACAGAUCCUGAGAGAAGGGAACUACUGGCGACAGCAGCGUCUUUGUACGUGGCUGAACAACUGAGAUCCCAGCGCUUUCUAGGCACUCAGAGAAUUCCUCUUGCUAAAUCACAGAGAAGUAGCUGGGAGCUGUCUGUGAAUCUAGAAGAUGGAGUUUACCCUGUGACCGUUUCAAAGAGUGACUCAACUUUUUCUGUGGAAGUUGAUGGGAUGAAACUGAACGUGACCGGCGAGUGGAACCUGGCUUCACCCUUGCUGUCUGUCACCGUUGAUGGCACUCAGAGGACCAUACAGCGCCUUUCUCGGGAUGCAUCUGGAAACCUAAGCAUUCAGUUUCUUGGCACAGUGUACAAGCUGCAAAUCCUGAGCCAGGCUGCGGCGGAGCUGAGCAAGUACAUGCCGGAGAAGGCGGCCGAGGACACCUCCAGCAUCCUGCGAUCCCCCAUGCCCGGGACGGUGGUGGCAGUUUCUGUGAAGCCCGGGGACACGGUUUCCGAAGGUCAGGAGAUCUGUGUAAUUGAAGCAAUGAAGAUGCAGAACAGCCUGGCGGCCGCUAAAACAGGCAAGGUAAGCUACCUUGGCUUGCCCGGACCACGGGCCCGUGUCACAUAGCAGGGAAUUUGAGAAGGAAGAAAGGAGGACUCCGGUCGUUAAGGAAUUAAGUGUGCUUUUUGUAAGACUUCCAAAGUGAGGUAGGUGCCUUUAAUUGUUAACGUUUACAUCUGCUGUGAUGCUGUUGAAUAGUCCCGAGCCUCGGACAGCACAGCGGGAAUUAGUUUCACCGGCUCCAGAAGGGUGUAGCUCCUUUUCCCGCYGAAACGAUGUGUUUUGUGUGGUGCCACACUGAAGAGAAGCCUGGGGCUGCUGCAGAGCCGAAUCCCACCUUGUCCGAGAGCGGCUGGAGGAGACGGGCGCUGCGCAGGGCUCGUCCCUGGUGCACGCCCUGGAUGUCCCCUCCUUUGKGGACUGUCCCCGCCAAACGUUGGCUCCAAGGCCCCAGCCUGACCGUGGCCUCCGGCACGCGCUGGCUCCUCCUUCCC